GAUUUGGGUUGUGAUGAGAUCAUCCGUGGUGGGUGCCAAACGGGGAUGACGCAUGGAAGCUUGGUUGCCGCCACAGGGCUGACUGGCGGCAGCCACCUCUCACCCAGCCAGCAUGGAGCAGGAGCCCGGGGACGACUACAUACGGCGCACGGCCGCCUUCAUACGCACACACGAGCGCCGCCUCGCAGAGUCGCCCUUCUUCCGCCGCCCCCGCCGCCGCACCGUCGACGCCCCGCCCUCGUCCUCCCUCAUCAACCCCCUCACAUGGUUUGCCGCCGCCCCAGACCCCGCCGCCCCGGCCCCGCUCGUGCUUGCGAUCGACAUCCACCACCUCUUCUACGUCCUCAUGCGCAUCGAGGGGAUUGGUAUCGACGUCGGGAACCUCGACGUCGCGGUCGAUAACCCCUCCCGGCCGAUGAACUACAUCAACCUCUUCCCCGACGCCGACAAGUCGGACACGCUGUCCCUUGCCUCCUUCCGCUCGUCCCUAUCCGCCAUGUCCGGUCUGUCUCUCGGCCCGGGGUGGUGGGGGCGCGCAGAGCCGCCGAGCAUCGACGCGGAGCUCAAGUACCUCUACAGCUGCUUCACCAAGCUCCCCGCGCUCUCCAUCACCCCACCCAGCCGCAAGGUCAUCGCGGAGCUGGCGAAUGAACCACCGAAUACGAAUGCCAUACCCCUCGACGCAUUCAAGAAUUUGUAUUCCCUCGAAUGCACGGAUGUCGAUCCGCGCUCGCUGCUGGGGUGGGACAGAUUGGCGGAGAGCCUGCGCAGUCUGAAAAUCAGGAAGAGUGGGUUGGAGGAUGCGUCUGACGUCUUCAUCGGCGCGGUCAUCGACGACCAGGCGCGGCGCGAGGGGAGUACCAGCCGCAAGCGACACCGGCGCAUACCCCGCGGCCCGUCGCGGCAGCCGUCGUUUGCGACGAAGCUGCCGGAGUCCGUCCCGGAGGCGGCGGAAGAGGAGGAAGGGGAUGUGCCACACUCUUCGUCGCCGGAGCCGCAGCUGUCAUCGCUCAAGUGGGCGUUCUUGAAGCACCUCUGCCUGGCGGAGAACAACCUCACUUUCUUCCCUGCCGAUUCACUUCCGCAUUUAACAUCCCUCACACACCUCGACCUCUCGUCCAAUCUGCUAGUACAGAUACCCACUGGCCUUGGCGCGCUCUACAACCUGGUCUCACUCAAUCUGGCGGAUAACAUGAUUGACUCGGUCCUGCAUAUCUACCAGAAUCUGGGCCAGGUCCUCUACCUUAAUCUCUCCCGGAAUAGGCUAGAGUCGCUAUGCGGACUCGAGCGUCUGCCCGCGCUGGAACGCGUCGACCUGCGGGAGAACCUGCUCGAGGAAAGCGCAGAGGUCGGUCGACUGGUGCCGCUGCCCCACAUCAAGGACAUCGCCAUCGAGGGCAACCCGUUUACGGAGUACGAGGAGAACUACCGGACGGCGUGCUUCGACCUUUUCUGGAAGGAGGGGAAGACGAUAACGCUGGAUGGGACUCCUCCCUCUUUCGUCGAGCGGCGAAACCUGACGACCUCGCCGGCGAAGCAGAUGACCUCGUCGAGGUCAGCGCCAGUGGCUUCCUCGCCGCCUGUGGUGACAGUCGCUUCACCCGUACUGAAUGGCGUAUCAUCGCCGUCGGGGUCAAGCCAGCAGUCGCCGCAGUUGCAAGCCGUGGCGGGUCGCGCGCGGAAGAAGAGGCCGAAGCGGAUCGUGGAUCUGGAAGGGGAGAGGAGCAGCGAUGCGGAGAGCGCGCGGGGUCAGUCGCACUCGCGGACAAAGUCGGAGGUGGCAGAUACGCAAAGCGACGUGGAGCCCCGCGGCAAGGCACCUUCGCCGGUACGACCCCAGCCGCGCACUCGACAUUCGAGACACCAGACGGAGGUGGUGGGAGUGUGGGACGAGGAGAGGGCGGCGGAGCCUAGGGUGGUGGAGUCGAAGUCGAGGAAGCGCGGGACGCAGACGUUGACGGGGCGGUCAGCAGCUCGGCGGGCGCGGGCGAGUGCGUCCGUCUUUGAGCCGCCGACGCAGGACGGGGGCGAGGAUGCGGCGGCGGAAGGGGAGGAUCUGAAUGGGGAAGCGUACCGGCGGAAGAUAGAGGCGCUGAAGCAGGAUAUGGGCGAUGGAUGGCUGAAGGCGUUCAGCCAGAGCCAGGCAGUGUCUUGAGGGAUCAGUAACUUAGGAUACCCCCACUAGUCUACCACGAUAUGCGACUUGCUGGAUUUUGGAUCCGGG
Schizophyllum commune H4-8 is the source of this 2224-nucleotide messenger RNA. RefSeq lists its product as uncharacterized. Bases 113 to 2155 code for a protein of 680 amino acids. The record is from RefSeq and is a predicted model, not a curated record. Gene Ontology annotation, cellular component: cytoplasm. The transcript has a single exon. Gene Ontology annotation, molecular function: protein kinase binding. NCBI's taxonomy places the organism in Eukaryota, Fungi, Basidiomycota, Agaricomycetes, Agaricales, Schizophyllaceae.